This is a messenger RNA of Mytilus californianus (California mussel), 4399 nucleotides long. Its product is annotated as serine/threonine-protein kinase Nek8-like. Gene Ontology annotation, biological process: protein phosphorylation. NCBI's taxonomy places the organism in Eukaryota, Metazoa, Mollusca, Bivalvia, Mytilida, Mytilidae. The record is from RefSeq and is a predicted model, not a curated record. The coding region runs from base 59 to 2131 and encodes 690 amino acids. Gene Ontology annotation, molecular function: ATP binding; protein kinase activity. The transcript has 16 exons.
UGACAUUGAAGAAUUUAUUUUUCGGAAAUCUGACAAGGUGCAGAAAAGCUCGAAAACCAUGGAAAACUACGAGAAGAUGAGAGUUGUUGGUCGAGGUGCUUACGGAACUGUUCACCUGUGCAGAAGACUAGCAGAUAAAAAGUUAGUAAUUAUAAAGCAGAUUCCUGUAGAACAAAUGACCAAAGAAGAGAGACAGGCAGCAUUGAAUGAAAGCAAAGUUCUUUCCAUGUUGUCACAUCCAAAUAUUAUAAAAUAUUAUGAAAACUUCCUAGAAGACAAAGCCUUAAUGAUAGUAAUGGAGUAUGCUCAAGGUGGGACACUGAUGGAUGUUUUACAACAAAGAAAUGGUAUUCUCUUAGAAGAAGAGGAAAUUUUAAAAUACUUUGCACAGAUGUUGCUUUCAUUACAACAUGUACACUCCAAACAGAUCUUGCACAGAGACUUGAAAACACAGAAUAUACUACUUGACAAACGAAAAGAAGUGGUAAAAAUUGGAGAUUUUGGCAUUUCAAAAGUUUUAAGCAGUAAAAGUAAAGCUUACACUGUUGUUGGAACACCAUGCUACAUUUCACCAGAACUCUGUGAAGGGAAACCUUAUAACCAAAAGAGUGAUAUAUGGGCUCUAGGAUGUGUAUUAUAUGAGCUGGCAAGUCUUAAGAGGGCAUUUGAAGCUGCUAAUUUGCCAGCCUUGGUAAUGAAGAUCAUGAGAGGUACAUUUGCACCAAUAUCUGUCAAUUACAGCGAUGAACUAAAAAGUCUGAUAUUAAGCAUGCUCCACUUAGAUCCAAAUAAAAGACCAACAAUAAAUCAGAUAAUGGCUCAGCCCAUAGUUAUAAAUGCAUUAAUGUAUCUGCACACAGACAUGGGGAAAAUAAACUGUACAAGAAUUCAUCGACCAAUGCCAUCAUCCUCUCCAUUCAAUAGAAUGUCUAUAAGGGGAAGUCAUACCUCUAGGGAAUCUAUAUCCACCAAACCAACGACACUAAGUUCGGCAUUCUAUUGGGGAAGUGGUAUUGGCCGACCUGUAAAGAUGGGACUACCUUCUACAGAUACACAACUUAUACAGGCCUCAACAGGCAGAACACAGAAAGCUGGAGUUACUAAAAAUGGCCGACUGAUUGUCUGGGAGUCAUCAUCAGUAGCAGGAACAGAUACACUGAUACCUGGAGCUACUGACAUACCUGCUCCAACAUUUAUACCAAGGUACCUGGAGGGUCAAUCAGCAGUCAACAUACAGCAUGUGGCAUGUGGGGACUUUCAUACUGCUUGUCUUACAGAUAGAGGAAUAUUGAUGACUUUUGGUAGUGGUGCUAAUGGAUGUCUGGGUCAUGGUAAUCAUAAUGAUGUAGCUCAGGCUAAGAUUGUAGAAGCAUUAUUAGGAUGCGAAGUAACCCAGAUUUCCUGUGGAGCAUCACAUGUGAUUGCAGUGACCAAUGAACAUGAAGUAUUUUCAUGGGGUAGGGGAGAUAAUGGAAGACUAGGACUUGGAACUCAGGACUCGCAUGCCUCCCCAAUGCCUGUACCAAUACCAGAACACUUUCAACCAUCUAAAGUCUGCUGUGGUGUAGAUUGUUCUAUGAUUCUAACUCAUGAUAAUAAAUUAUUAUGUUGUGGAAGCAAUAGAUAUAAUAAAUUAGCCUUGGAUGUCAUCUCCCCUGAUGGGUCAACAAUGAAGGUCAUAGAGGAAGUUCAUUCAUUUUCACCUGUAGCAUCAUAUCCACUCAUCAAUUUACAUGUUAAACAAGUUGCCAUGGGAACAUCACAUUCUGCUGCUGUAACAGCUGAUGGGAAAUGUUAUAUGUUUGGAUCCAACCAGUUUGGACAGCUUGGUAACAGUGGUCAUGGUAACAGCCGUGUGCCACAACUCUUGAGAACUUUAGACAGUCAGAAUGUUACAUCAGUUGCAUGUGGUGAUAUUUUCACAGUAGCUGUUGUAGAUGACAAGGAUGUAUAUUCAUGGGGGAAGAGUUCAAGAGGUCGUCUUGGAAGAUCAGAAGAAAAUACAACAGAACCUGGUAAAAUAGUUUUUAUUGGAGAAGAUCCAUUCAUAGCUGUUGAUCUGUCAUGUUCUCAUGGCAACACACUUUUAUGUACAAAACCUCAACAAGUGAAUGGUGGACCUGUUGACUGAAAGAUUGACCAUUUUUGUAUUUUAAAAUAAUUAACCAAGACUUACUGGACAUAAUAUUGAUUGUGUCUAAUGACAUUUCAACAGAUAAUGAAUGGUGAUGAUACAAAGGCAUGAUUACAUUUUACUGCCAAUUAACCAACAGACAAUCAUAUUACAUAGAAGCAAGGCUAGAAAUUAGUUUUUUUUAAUAAACAUUUAUUUAUAACUUCAACCAAAUGUACAUUACCAUAAUCAACUUGCAUAUUGAAAAACUUCAAGAUAUGACAUCAAUAUUUUGUAUAUUUUUUAUAAAUUUUGCCAAGAAAAUUUAAUAAUAUAUGAAGAGGUGCUUCUAGAUUUAUUUUUUUUUAAAACUUAGCAAGAGUUUCUUCUCAAAAGUGUUGUUUUGGCUUAAUGUUUCUUUAGGUUCUAACUGCAUUUAUUUACAAUGAUAGACCUCUACCUUAAACUAGUUGUACAAUAUUCAUUUCUUUGCUGAAUCUCAAACUUCUUUCUUGAAUUAUAAAUCUACGACCAGAUAAUACUUUAGAAAUCCAAAACCAGAAUGAUUAUUCUUUUAUUUUUUGUAUUAAUCAUAGGUUCUAUUAUAAAUUAAAGAUACUUCGAUUUUUUCAUUUUAAAUUUAUGCCAAAGUUUUUGAUGUAUAAAUGAUUACGCAAAGAGAAGAUACAAGGUUUAUAAAUAGCAAAAUUCUGGAAGUAAUAAUUUUAAGUACAAGCAAAAUUACAACUAGUAAUUAACAAUAUUACUUCAUAAUCUUGAGCACUGAAUAGACCAGUCAUUUAAAGUUAGUUGAAGGGCAUGUCACUAAAAUUAUGUUGACAAAUACAUGUACUGGCAUAUGAUAUUCAUGUAAAAAUUGUGCUUAUAUUUUAUGAUAUAUUUCAUAUUUAUCUGGACUAGUACAUUUUGUCCUUUUAAUCUAUAAUAAAAAAAACAUAUUUUAAUAUUACUAUGCAUAUGCAAAAAAUGCUUUGUACUUUCAAAAUACCAAUUGGCCAACAUUUUUUUUUCCAAGUUGCAGUUUGAAUUCAUCUCUUCAAACUAAUUUACUUGUAAAAAGUUGUACCCGAAAUUUAUUAGUGAAAGGUUGUAAAUAAAAGGUUAGAUAAAGCCUGGAGCAAAUGUGAAUACUAAUAGAAUCUAUUAUAUUAUGUCAUUUCAUUUUAAAGAGGCAUUUUUUUAAUGAAAAUUGCAUAUCAGUUGUAUUUUUGAAAGCUAUAUCUUUUCAAGUAUUAUAUAUAUUCCGUCCAUCUUUAAAUUAUCUAAAUGUGAUACUUUGUUACAGUCUAUACAUUUGUUAGAGAUUUUUUUGUCUAGAUUUACAUUUAUUGUAUUAUGUUGGAGCAUUGUCAUGCUUUUAUUGUAAUGUCAUUGUUACAUAUUUAUUUAUUUUGUGAAACACAGACACAAAUCUCUUUGUUUAGCAAUUUAUAACAAUUUUAUAUUAAUUUAAGAAUUUUUGAUUUAUGAGAUAUAAUAAUAUUUACUGUCAAGUCUGGUUAUUUUGUUUGUUAUAUAAUUAUGUGUUUCAUUGCCAUAGACCUAUCUCAAGUUGUUUUUUAAGAAUGAGUUACACCAGUUGAUUUUGCUGUGAUGUAUUAAAUAACAUAAGCAUUGUGACAUAGGAAAUGUAUGGGAAAAUGCAUGAAUUUGAAGGUCAUCAAUUUAAACUUUAGGAACAUAAACUUGUAGGCUGGCAUCUUAAUAUAAGAUUGCAGCUUUGCCACUUCUUCAUCAAUGACAUUAUCAUGGACAUAUUUUUAUUGCAAUAAAUUUUCUGCACCCUUUCAUAAAUCAGCGAUUUGAUCAAAAUCAUAAUUUCAAACAAAUCAGUAUUCAAUGCAAUUGUCAAUCUCAAUCCUAUUUAGUGUAAACAAUAUUUUAUUGUGAAAAUAAUAACAUAAACAUUCUAUUUAUGAGACUUUCUUUGGAUUUUCCACAAUUUCUGGACUUUACCAUCUCAUCAUAUGAUAUUUCAGAAGGAGGUUAGCUAGUCUGUCCUCUGCCUUGUGAAAAUUUAUAGGCAAUGUUGAUCUUUUUUUUCAUGUUUGUUUUAUUUCUGGUGUUUCGUUUAUACUUAUCAUUUUUUUCUCUUCACAAUUGUUAUUUUGUAACAAGAGUAUUUAUACAUGUUGUCUGCUUUCAGUAUUAGUUUCAUAUAUGUUACAAUUCAUUUGCUGUUGUCACAUUCAGGUGUCUUUUUGAUGUACAAUGCAAAUAUUUUUAUUGAAAUUUUUAUGAAUAAAAAAUAAAAUGAAUAAUUUU